CUACGAAAAAGAGAAAACUCCCAUAUUGCGAGGUGGGAGAACUAGUGAUUUCCCUCUCUUCUCUGAAACAGAAGAAAAAGGAAAAAAGACACAAGAAAUUCGUCGUGGUUGCUUACACCCAACCAUGCCGCUUCGUCAUCAACCUCCACACCUUGUCCAAAAAAAAAGUCCACAUCGCCGUCUCCAAAUUCCCCAAUUCCAGAGGAGGCGAACCAACCCUGGAUCGGAUCCCGACUCCGACUGCUGGGCGGAACAAUGGCAACGCAGUCGGAGCCGGCACCAACCCGUCGUCCUCCUCCGCCCUCAACCACGGAUUUAUUUCCGUGUCCACCUUCUCCUGCGUCCGCCGUCGAUUUUGUUUUUUCGCCGGCUUGUCUGACACUUCCGACGACGACAUGGAUAGUGCGGAAGAUCGACCCUCCUUGGUUGCGGAGGAGGAGGACAAGCAGCCUGUUCCCUACAGCGACGCUCCGUCUCCGGUGCGCGCCGUGCUCAACCGUCUGUGGCCAUCCCCUUCCUGAUCCCGCCGGACAGUCCGCCCGGCAAGUACCGCACACUCGUGGCCACCGCCAAGGACAUCGGGGAGCCGAUCUCGCCGGAGGAGAUAGCCGCGCUGGAGGACAAGGAGAGCGACAACGCAAACGCACGGUUCUACAAGGCAAUGGCUCGGACCGAUGUCUUUAUGAGGAACUACAUCCAUGAACACGGCAGCCUGUACAUGGAUGAGAACGACGGGUGCAUGUUCGACAACUCAGCCCAAGUUGACGAAAUACGUUGCAAGAGUGUCACAGCAGAAGAAAUGGAAGCCAAGAUAAUGAAGCGAGAGGUGACCAGGCAAGAAACAUUUUUGUCAGAACUGGCCUUAGCGAGUUUCAACAAGAGGAGAAAGGUAAAGUUUGAAUUAUGUGAGACAUUGCUUUCCAAUUCUUUCUGGCAGAACAGAGAUUCGUUUGUGCACCUCAAUUUCGUCGCGAAGCGCAAGGAUAAGAAGACACUCUUUUUCGCCGAGAUAGAGGACUGCGGACAGGUCGGCAAAGAGAUCCUGCAAGUACGCUGUUGUGUUCCCCUGGAUUCAUUAUGUGAAGGUGGUUAUCAUUACUACUGUGUUGAUCCUCCUGGACAUGGCUAUAGGAAAAGUCUUGACUUCACGAGGUGCUACGCCUGCACUGAGUUCUUGAAACACCCCGCAGAUGGCUCGACGUACUCAGGAGGCCAUGACCUUCGGAAGAGAACGUAUCUAUAGUUUAGAAGGUGUUUCAUUUAUCAGCGGUGGAGCGCCCUCAUGGAGGGCACGAGAGUAUGAUCCUUAGAGAAUAGGCACAAGUGGCGUCCGGCUUUAAACUAAAGCCAACCAAGAGGCCACAAAAAGUCAUACAAGAUUUAAAAUUACAAGCAAAAGGAAAAAAAGUAACUGAAAUAGUAAGAACUGCUGUACAGCGAAAGUCCUCUUCUUAGAGAGAGAGAGAAAGAGAGAGAGAGAG
Messenger RNA from Triticum dicoccoides, 1481 nucleotides. RefSeq lists its product as uncharacterized. The record is from RefSeq and is a predicted model, not a curated record. NCBI's taxonomy places the organism in Eukaryota, Viridiplantae, Streptophyta, Magnoliopsida, Poales, Poaceae. The coding region runs from base 662 to 1243 and encodes 193 amino acids. The transcript has 4 exons.